This is a messenger RNA of Paramormyrops kingsleyae, 1630 nucleotides long. RefSeq names its product sodium channel modifier 1 (gene scnm1). NCBI's taxonomy places the organism in Eukaryota, Metazoa, Chordata, Actinopteri, Osteoglossiformes, Mormyridae. Gene Ontology annotation, biological process: RNA splicing. The record is from RefSeq and is a predicted model, not a curated record. Gene Ontology annotation, cellular component: nucleus.
CCGAACGGGUGGCAUUUUAAGUUAUUUAAUUUAGUAUCCCACAAUGCAAUUCUUCAAAAGACUCAAAUCCCAUAGUUCCGGUUUAUAGGACACACGCUUGCAAAUAAACAUUAGCUGAGCAAAUCAGCUUAACUUCUGUGACAAAAAUGUCUUUCAAGCGGGAGGGAGAUGACCCCAGUCAACUAAACAUCCUCAAGAAGCGUCGUGUGGCAGAUCUAUUAUCAAACUUUAUUCCCGAGGAUGAAGCUGCCCUUAUGAAAAACGGAAGGUACACUUGUUUAGUGUGCUCCUACCGGCCUGUUUUUGAUACUGUUGACAUGCUGGCAGUUCACCGAAAGGGAAAGAGACAUCUUGAAGGGCUAAAGUGGUUUUAUGGGAAGAAGGAGAAGUUUCAGAACGAACUUGAGAAACGGCGACAUCAUGAUUAUGUUCAGGCUGAGGAGCAAAAGAAGGAUGACAUUAGCCCUGCUCCUCUGCUUACUCAAACGCGUAAGAUUACCCAUCAUGCUUUGCUGAAGUCCACUCCUUACAGUAGCUGUCACAAGAAGACUAGCACUAUGUCAGAAAAAGAGUCAGGUUCUCAUCCAGACUGCAACAGACUGUGUUACCGAAAGCCACCCACUGAGGCAGCAGCGAGGAUCAGUGUGGAAUCGACCGCACUCCCCAGCAACUCCAGCACAGCAGUGCCCCAGAAACACCAUUCACCUGCAAAGAAGAAGCAUGUUGGCAAGAAAACAUCCUGCUCCACAGGUGUCUCAGGGCCAGGACCUCCGUCAGCGGAGAGGCGCAGAGAGCUGGAGCACUAUCUCAAACUGAAAAGCUCAGGAUGGGUGCAGGACAGGUGUGGGAACUGGGUUAAGGACGAGAACGUUGAAUUUGAUUCGGAUGAAGACCAGCCCGCUCCUCUUCUACCCAGCAGCAAGCCGCAACGUCUCGAAGAGCAGGAGAAACUUUGACCCCGCUGCUGACUCUGACCUCAGUCUUAUACCUUUACCCCGCUGUGUCAGCCUACCAAGGAACUGCUGGCAUAGUGAGUAGACUGAUUACACCAACACCUCAGCAAGUGUUAUCACCCAUCUUAGGAGCUGUGAGUCGGCUCAGCUGGAUAUAAAUUGACACAGUUGUAUACGGUGAACCACAUGUUUCCAUCUGCUUGCAUAGCAUACUUCUUGAAACCUGGGGUCUAGUUCAGGCUCAACUUGAAUUUCAUUCUCUCCAUUACAGUAAUUUAGAUAUUUUUAAAUGUAUGCAGGUUACCAAAACCUUUGAAUGAAAAGUCUGAAAUCACUUUGGUUUGAAUAAUUGUCUUUCUAAUAUUUUUUAAAAAUUGUUCUUUGCUGAUGUGAUGGAGGUCAGUCUCAAAAUGACACUACUGCAAAAGAGACAUCAUUUCAUUCAUUCAUUUUUACACAUUCCUUCUGAGAAGAGAAAUACUGCUCAUUGUUGUUGUGACGGAACAUCCCAGAAAACCAUCCUGGCUACAAACAGAAAGCCCACAGAGAAUUGUUGUGUCAGCUGAUGUCAAGUCAUCUGAUUUCAUAGGGUAACGGUGUGAAUGCCUUUGGCACGAGGUUGUUCUUUGUACCCAAUCUGCAAAAAUUCCAGACAUUAAACUAUGAGCCUGAGGAAA